This is a messenger RNA of Pungitius pungitius (ninespine stickleback), 6819 nucleotides long. It is a transcript of the gene pde4a, whose product is annotated as phosphodiesterase 4A, cAMP-specific. Gene Ontology annotation, molecular function: 3',5'-cyclic-AMP phosphodiesterase activity. Gene Ontology annotation, cellular component: cytosol; nucleus; perinuclear region of cytoplasm. Gene Ontology annotation, biological process: signal transduction. The transcript is spliced from 10 exons. NCBI's taxonomy places the organism in Eukaryota, Metazoa, Chordata, Actinopteri, Perciformes, Gasterosteidae. The coding region runs from base 1667 to 3538 and encodes 623 amino acids. The record is from RefSeq and is a predicted model, not a curated record.
CUUGUUUGUUUUAUUCUGGGAUUCUUCCCGUGUGCAUCGACCUUUUUGAAUGAAGGUUCUUUGUGUGUUUGGAUUCAGUCAGUCUUGUGACCGAGGGAGAGAUGACAGGAGUGUGUUUAAAGGACAUUCUUCCUCUGUGUGUGUGUGUGUGUGUGUUCAUUUCAUGUGUAAUGAGCAGAGAGAGUCUCUCUGAAUGUGUGGCUGCCUUUUUUUUCGCAGCUAAUCCUCCGCACUGUGCCACCGUGGAGGUACACAUGAAUAUUCCCACUCAGUCUCUCACUCUCACUCACACCCUUGCACACACACAUAUUUUCGACAGACGUACAUGCUGUCUUGCGGCACAUGCGCACUCUUGAGGAUGAGAGCAGGAGCAAGCGCAGACACACACACACACACACGUGCAUGCACACGCGCACGCGCAUUGCAUGCGCCUGCAGCCACACUGGCUGAUUAGCUUGCAAGAGCCGUCUACAGCAUCCAGGGAAAUGGCGCAAGAGGCAGAGCAUUGGAGGAGGAACGGCAGCCCACAGCGGCGGGAUUAGACCUCUGGCAUCCUGUGCAGCCGAGGCAUGGAUUGACUCGCAGCGCGGCACCGAGCGACGGGGCGAUCGGGAGGCAGCCUUUGACUGACUGUGGGCUGACGCGCGUGUGUGUGUGUCGCUGGGAUCGGUGUGCGUGCGUGUGAGGCGGCCGAUGCACCGGUAGGACUGGGUCGGGCCUCUGGAUCCGGGCCGUGGGGGGAGGGGCGGCCGACGCAGGGAGAGGGAGCCUGUUUUUUCACCGGACCAGAGCUCUGGUGUGAUUCUUCAGCCUGACCGUCUGCAACAGGCCUGCCUGCAUCCCUUCUCCGUCUCUCUCUCUCUCUCCCUUCUCCCAUCCUCCCCAUCCUUGUUUUCCUCCUGCAAUUGUCAUCUGCUUCUCCCUCCCACGAUGUUCCCGCUGCCUCUACCUCCAUCACUCGAAACUGUGCUCCUCUCUCUGCCCUGGCGUCACCAUCCCUUCAUCCCUCUCACUUGCAUCGUCUAAAUAUUUUAUUGCCGUUUGCCGAGCGGCUCGGCUCUCGUCCACAUUAUCUUUUUGUUCACAUCUCUCUCUCUCUCGCACUCCCGCUCGUUCCCUCCCAUCGGCUCCCGUUCUGUGCCCUUCAGACGGUGCCCCGCUCCCUCUCAUUCCCCGCUUCCCUCCAUCUUUCCAUCUUUUUCGGGCCCCCGGGCCCACCUCUACGCUGCAGUGACUGUGGAUUUUGGGUCGGUGUGCUCAAUGGGAUGAGAUGUAGUCUCCACAGCAGCCGGAUCCAGGGGGCUCCUGGUCUGCCCAUCAGGGGGGGACCCUCGUCUUCGGACCACGCCGAGGCUGGAGCCGACUGACUCUGGACUGACUGGGCGGCCCGCUUUUGGGGUGCUGCAUGUAGGCGCGCCGAGAGUCCGCACCAGCGCCCCCCUUCCCCCCUCCCCCGGACCCUCGCCCCCUCUUCCCCCUCGGCCCUUCGCCCCCUUUCGGGGGGGCAGCCGUCACUCUGGAGUGUCCCGGCUUGACCGGCUGCGGCCUCUCCUCGCACGGCCUGACGACGCCCUCAUGCCACUGGGGCCCCCACAGCGCCCCGGCUCCGCUCCACUACCGCACCUCCGGCCUGUGCCACCGGCCCAAGCCGCCCGUCACGCUCAGCAUGGGCGUGGUGGAGGCCGUCGACCCGGCGCCGUCCCCCUGCCCCUCGCCUGUGCCGGGGGGCUACAGGCUGCCCCGGUCCUCCAGCUACAGCCCCCUGCAGGGGAGGGCAGGGGCAGAGCUGGACCUCGGUGCGGCCGCCGCGGGGGUCCUGGAGGGAAGCGGGACGGCAGCGGAGCGCCGGGCGCCCUUAGUGGACCUGUUCUGUGAGACCUGCUCCAGGCCCUGGCUCAUCGGCUGGUGGGACCAGUUUAAGAGGAUGCUGAACAGGGAGCUGUCCCAUUUGUCAGAGAUGAGUCGCUCAGGGAACCAGGUGUCCGAAUACAUCUCCACUACCUUUCUAGAUAAGCAGAACGAAGUGGAGAUCCCGUCCCCGACCUCGAGGGAGAGGGAGAAGCCCAUGUGUCACAUCAGCGGCGUGAAGAAACUCACGCACAGUUCCAGCCUUUCGAACUCCAUCACGCCACGAUUCGGUGUGAAGACCGAGCAUGAAGAUCAGUUAGCCAGGGAGCUGAACGACUUGAACAUCUGGGGCCUUAAUAUCUUUCGUGUUGCAGAGUACUCCAAUAACCGUCCCCUCAGCUGCACAAUGUUUGCCAUCUUUCAGGAGAGAGAUCUGCUGAAGACCUUUAGGAUCCCCGUGGAUACGUUUGUCACCUACGUGAUGACCCUGGAGGACCACUACCACGCCAAUGUGGCCUACCACAACAGCCUCCACGCUGCAGAUGUCACUCAGUCUACUCAUGUACUGCUAUCCACCCCAGCGCUAGAUGCUGUGUUCACGGAUCUAGAGAUACUAGCUGCGUUAUUUGCCGCUGCCAUCCACGACGUCGACCACCCGGGAGUGUCCAACCAGUUUCUCAUAAACACAAACUCCGAGCUGGCCCUGAUGUACAACGACGAGUCGGUGCUGGAGAACCACCACCUCGCCGUGGGAUUCAAGCUGCUCCACGAGGAAAACUGUGACAUCUUCCAGAACCUGAGCAAGAGGCAGAGGCAGAGCCUGAGGAAACUGGUUAUUGACAUGGUUUUGGCGACGGACAUGUCCAAACACAUGAGUUUGCUGGCAGACCUCAAAACAAUGGUGGAAACCAAGAAAGUGACAAGUUCCGGAGUGCUGCUGCUGGACCAUUACACUGAUCGGAUACAGGUGUUGCGGAACAUGGUGCACUGCGCUGACCUGAGCAAUCCCACGAAACCCCUGGCUGUGUAUCGGCAAUGGACGGAGAGGAUCAUGGAGGAGUUCUUCCGGCAGGGGGACAAGGAGAGGGAGCGAGGGAUGGAGAUCAGUCCCAUGUGCGACAAACACACGGCCUCUGUGGAGAAGAGCCAGGUGGGCUUCAUCGACUACAUAGUCCACCCACUGUGGGAGACGUGGGGGGACCUCGUGCACCCUGACGCCCAGGACAUAUUGGACACUCUGGAGGACAACAGGGACUGGUACCAGAGCACCAUACCACAAAGCCCCUCCCCUCCACCCGUGUGCCAGGAGAAGGAUCUAAACGCCUGCAUUGACAAGUUUCAGUUCGAGCUCACCCUCGAGGACGGCUCUCCGAGGGAAGGGGGCGACGGGGGGGAGCACACGGCAAACCACGUGGAGCAGGGCUGCCACCCGGGGGAGGAGGAGGAGGAGGAAGAGGAGGAGGAGGAGGAGGAGGAGGAGGACGAGGAGGGUAAAAAAGGGGAAGAUGUUAUGGCAGAGGAGGUGAACGAGGACAUAAUAGAAGAGGAAGACGAGGUGGCUAUGGAGGAAGAGGAGGUGGAGGAGGAGCUGAAAGGUCAGUUAGAGGUGAGCUAUGAAAAGGAGAGACUUUCUGACACAAGUCCUGUAGAGGAAGAGGAAGAUUCGUCUUCACAAGCUGAAGAUACAUGAGUCGGGGCUCCUGUGUCUCCCUCCUCACUUGCACACACUAUCUUGUUCAUCCUUUCCAUGGCCAAACCAAGAACAAAUAAGACUGCAAUGACAAUACAGACCUUUAAAUAUAUUUUUCAAAAAGGGAAUAAAUUAAAGAGAAGGUGAUUACACAGCAACUGUAGAUUUGAAGUGGUGACAAGUCCUCCGGCAAACUUUAGACAGAGAGGAAUUUAGGAAGCAUCAGCGACGGGGCAAGUGAAGACAGCGUAGCACUCUGGGACUGGAACGCACACACACAAACACACACACACACACACACACACACAAGUAACACACUCCAAUUCACCGUGGGAGCGAGUCAUGAAUACACAAAUUCCACGAGCGUGGGUGCAUGCAUCAUUCAUGGAGCGCAAAUACACCCCCUCCUUUCUAGCAAACACACACACACACACACACACACACACACACACACACACUUGACAGUAUAUUUGCAUGUGUGCAUUUACAUGAGGGACAUUGAUCAGUAAUGAAUCUGUUUGGAAAAAGCCAUCUCUUAAUGGAGUACUUACUAGUGUUCAGUCAGUAUUAGUAAUUUGUGUUCGUUAGAACUUCAAUAGAAACUGUUGUCCUCAAAAAAAAAAAGCUACACAUCCGGGUGACUUUUUUUUUUUUUUCCAUUUCUGUCGGAAAGAAAAAUACAAAAAAUAAAAAAUAUCCACAGAGUUGGAAGAGGAGAGAAGGAGAUCUCGAAGGCAAAGAAGAUUCUGGCAGGAGGGGGGGUUGGGGGGGGUGGGGGGGGCGCCGGGCCCCGUUCCUCCUUUUCCCUUCACGAGGAGUGCUACUGGUGCAAGAUGGCUCUGUGCCUUUCUGAAACACCAGCUUCCUGGACGGAGCUGUCGUGAAGCAAUGCAUUGUGGGACAGGAGUUUCUGAUUUUAAAAUACUUUUUGGGGGGGGGGGGAGUUUGUCUUUGCUGUUCACGGUUUUGUGGUGUGUUUCUAACACGUUCAGUUUUUAUGGUCAUAUGUUUAAAGCUAAAAGUCUUCCUUUGUUGCUCUUCUGGUAAUAUAAUAACUCAGAACUCUAGAUGCAGAGCAAUCACUACCACUUCUGUUUUAUUUUCUUAUUAGAAUGAUUUCUUUUUUAACUUUCUGAGAAUAAGCCAUGUGAUGCUUUGCGGCAUAAGUUUUGCCUAUUUUCUAUUUAACUGUUUGCUUGAUAUGUUAAAGGAAUUACUUCAUCAGCAGAACAAAUUUCCACUCGCCAUCUCAUUCCCACUUGCACUGGGUGGUCAUGUCUCCUCACACACAAAGAUACUCACCAAAGUAAAGGAGUAGAAAGUCCAGUGGGUGAACUGAUUUGAGGGAACACCGACGAACCGGAUCAUCAGGGAGGCAGAAUGUCUGGAGAAAGAAACCAGUGGUCCCCGAGUCAUCCUCGUUAUAUAUUUGAUGCUUUUUUGCCUUAAUGUUGGAUGCAGGACACACACCUGCGAUUAUGUAGAUUUAUAAGAUACAUAAUAGACAUCCUAGUAUAUUUAUAUCACGUCUGUAUGCCUAUUGCUUUGUGUAUCAGUGUGUCUGCAACGUAUCCAGCAUUGCAUUCGGAUGGGAAGGGGGUCGGUCGUCACCUUGUCUUUUUUUUAAAUCAGGACGGUUAAAGUCUUUGGGAAAAUAGGAAAAAAAGAGAGGCGGAGAGAAUGAAUAAGUGUGUUUCAAUCUGAGCAGAUGUUGUGUUUAAGGGGUCACGGUUAGUUUUUUUUUGUUGAGUUUUGAGUUUCGUCUUUCACAGGGUAAACAAAACGACAUGAAUGUGGUUCUUUUGGAGGGUAAGUUUCUGCAGGUCAGCAACUGAGUUCAUCUGAAUGGACCACAGCUCGGUGCAACGGGAGCCUGUGUGUUUGAUCUGCUCUCCAUCGCAGGGUGGGGCAGAGCAGCCGGGCCACCACACAGGCUUUUAUCUCGUAGAAAUGGGAAUCCAGGACUAACUUCUUCAGUUACUUAAACACAAGAUUCCCAUAUGCAUCGGCCUCUUACUUUAAAGAUGUUGCUUUGUUUUUGUGGCUUCUUGUUAUGUCAUAAGCUAUAAAAACAUGAAUAUUUACUUGCCAUACAAACACGAUACUGUAGCAAUUGUUUCUUAUUAAGAAAAUUAUUCAAUUGAUUGAUUGCUGCCAUUCUUUUUAAAUGAUGAAAUGAAAACCAUGGGAUGUGUUUUCUUUGAACAGUUUGUGUACAGUUUAUUUUUAUAUCAUUCUGGUGGACGGUCUGGAAAAUGAAUCAUAUAAUGAUGAUAUAUAGCUAUAAGCAUUACCACUCUUGUAUAUAAUGUAAUAUUGGAAUGUAAAUUAUAAAUUUAUCCAAGUCAUAAUGAUUGACAAGCAACCAAUUGAGGUUGUUACGUGAAUCACUAAAACACUGCAGGCCACAUCCUCACCUUUUCAUUCUCUGGUUAUGUUCUCCCUGCCUUGUGUUAACAUUUCUUAAUCCUCCACAUGUUUUGUUAAAAUCAAAUAUAUUUGUACCAGCACUUUAUUUCGUCAGGUUUUGAGGCAGACAGUGUGUUUCAGGUAGUGUACCGUCUGUGCUGGUGGUUUGGUCAUUGCCAGUCACCUGUUGAUUAUUUCCCAUUGGGCCAAAUCACAAACCAUCAUUGUGCAGUAGUCAAUGUAACUCCCUUUUCUAGAGACAUAAUCAAACAAACUAGUCACUCUCUAUUAAAGGUCCGUGUGUGAUUGAACUAAUUUGACCGAUAAAGUCAAAUGUAAGCAGAUGUAGUCCCAUGGGAUGGGACAUGUUCAGAGGAGAAUUAUCUAACUUGGCCUUUUCUGGUACACCUCUAUUUAUUAGUAACUUUAAUCAUUAGCCUGAUAGCUCACAUAUCCGUCCAGCGGUGGCCUAACUAGCUGGUUCCCGUCUGGGUUGCUGUCGGGUCACUUUGUCGCAGACUGACUCCCUCUGUGAAUAAUUCUCUGGGCUUUAAUUCAUGUGUUUGUUCACAAGUAGGAAAGAUUAUUCGCGGGGAAAAAAACAACAUGAAAUGAUUGUAAUAUUUGUAGAUGAUCUUGCUGUAAUGUGUAAAAUGUGUCCAAGUUAUUUUUUAUUAUAUUAUUUUUAUGAACGUUUUUCCUCUCAACAGAGCUGAGGUGUCAUUUUGUGAAUAAAUGCAUUUAAUAAGCAAACAUCUAUAUAUAAAACAAUACUAUAUAGUAUACCAGUAUAUUUUUCUUUUAUUUCAACGUUCGGUACUGUAAAGUGUGUUAAAAAUACAAAUAAAGUAAGUUUUUUAUAUUAAAUGCGA